AGCCACAUAGAGAGAGUAGUAGGAGGCACGGCUAACUCUUUGUACCGACCAGAAGCUGCACCGAUUGGGUGCCAGACAAAUGAUUUGACCUUCAGCGAACCGGAGGGUUGAUCUCUACCGUUCUGACGCUUUCAACACAACAUACCGGACUCGAAGUGGAUAAUUUUAUCGCGUUUGCUCGUUUUAUUUUAGAGACAUUUUUAUUUGUUAGCAAGAGGUGGCCACGUCCUUGAUUUUCUGGCCUCGCGGUUUGGAAAAACCUAACACAUAGUGAGUGGUUUUACCCAGGAAUGGAUACUGGAGUUGUCACUGAAAAGAAAAGGGUGAGCUCGGAGCGCAGGAAGGAGAAGUCCAGGGAUGCAGCGCGAUCUCGCAGGGGAAAGGAGUCCGAGGUGUUCUACGAGUUAGCGCACCAGCUUCCCCUGCCACACAAUGUCACCUCCCACCUGGACAAAGCCUCCAUCAUGAGGCUGGCCAUUAGCUAUCUGCGCAUGAGGAAGCUGCUCAUCUCUGAUGACACAGAGAAAGAAAAUGAGCUGGAGAGUCAGUUGAACGGCUUUUAUCUGAAGGCCCUGGAGGGUUUCCUCAUGGUCCUAUCUGAGGAUGGAGACAUGGUUUAUCUCUCUGAGAAUGUCAGCAAGAGCAUGGGCCUUACACAGUUCGAUCUGACCGGUCACAGCGUCUUUGAAUUUUCACACCCAUGUGACCAUGAGGAGUUGAGAGAGAUGCUGGUCCAUAGGAUGGGAUCCAAAAAGACCAAGGAACAAAACACAGAGCGCAGCUUCUUCCUGCGUAUGAAGUGCACACUCACUAGCAGAGGACGUACUGUCAAUAUCAAGUCUGCUACGUGGAAGGUUCUUCACUGCGCUGGUCAUGUCCGUUUGCAGGAGCGCAGCGAGAGUUCGGGAGACUCUGGCUUUAAAGAGCCCCCUCUGACUUACCUUGUGCUCAUCUGUGAGCCCAUUCCUCAUCCCUCAAACAUCGAGGUGCCUCUGGACAGCAAGACCUUCCUUAGCCGUCACACUCUGGACAUGAAGUUCUCGUACUGUGAUGAAAGGAUCACAGAGCUGAUGGGAUAUGAGCCGGAUGAUCUGCUGAACAGGUCAGUGUACGAAUACUAUCAUGCCCUGGAUUCAGAUCACCUCACCAAGACACAUCAAAACCUGUUCGCUAAGGGCCAGGCUACCACAAGCCAGUACCGCAUGAUGGCUAAGAAAGGUGGUUUUGUUUGGGUGGAGACUCAGGCCACCGUUAUCUACAACCCCAAGAAUUCACAGCCACAGUGCAUUGUGUGCGUCAACUACGUUCUCAGUGGCAUUGUGGAGGGGGACGUUGUCCUGUCACUGCAGCAGACCAUGACAGAGCCCAAGGCUGUAGAGAAAGAGAGCCAGGAAUUGAAAGAUGUGGAUGGACAUGUGGACAUGCUCAAACUCUUCAAGCCAGAUAGCCUCAAGUGUCCCGUGGAGAGCUCUGACCUUUAUGAGAAGCUAAAAGCGGAGCCUGAGGCCCUCACUGUGUUGGCGCCUGCAGCAGGAGACACCAUCAUCUCUUUGGACUUCAACAACUCAGACUCUGACAUGCAGCCGCUGAAGGAGGUGCCCCUCUACAAUGAUGUCAUGCUGCCCUCCAGCAGUGAGAAACUGCCCAUCAGUCUGUCUGCUCUGACACCCAGUGACUCCAGCCCAGUUCUGUCCAAACUAGAGUCCGGAGCAGAGGACUUCCCUUUCAGCUCUGCCUCUGAUUGUGUUCCAGACUCCACAAACAAACUCUCCACAUCUGGACUCAUCUCCUCGGGGCCCAACAGCCCCAUGGAUUACUGUUUCCAAGUGGACUCCGACAUCAGUUCUGAAUUCAAACUGGACCUGGUUGAAAAACUGUUUGCUAUUGAUAACGAAGCAAAGACCCCCUUUUCCUCCCAGGCCAUGGGGGAUCUCGACCUAGAAAUGCUGGCUCCAUACAUCCCAAUGGAUGAUGACUUCCAGCUGCGCAUCCCCUCUCCACUGGAUCCGCUCCCCUCCAGCUCUCUCUCUGUUUCAGCCAUGAGCUCCCUGUUCCAGCCCUUACCCUCACCUGCAUCUCCAGCCUCUUCCUCCAGCAGCGCAGUGACACAGGACCCAUCAUCACAGGCCCCUUCACCUCUGCAUCAGCUGCAGGAGGUGUGCAGCGCUCCUGUCUCGCCCUUCAGCGGCAGUCGGGACACUUCCCCGGCUCGAUCCCCCACCCCACAGAGCAGCAAUCAGCUCAAUAACAGAGAGCUGUCUCCAAAGAUGUUAGCCAUCCAGAAUGUCCAACGUAAGAGAAAGCUGGAAGUGACAUCUCUUUCUGAGGCUGUUGGACUGGGUGCUUUGCUUCAGAGUGUGGACAGUGCUAUAGAGCCUGGAAAAAGGGCAAAGGUUGUAGAAGUUAAAGGAUCGAGUGUGCUCGGGGGGAACAAAACCAUUCUUAUACUGCCCUCUGAUGUGGCCAGUCGUCUGUUGUGCAGUUCUUUAGAGAGCAGCGGCGGGCUGCCUCAGCUAACACGUUAUGACUGCGAAGUCAACGCUCCUGUGCAGGACCGCCAUCAUCUGCUCCAGGGAGAGGAGCUCCUGCGUGCUCUGGACCAAGUCAACUGAACUCUGCUGUGUUUAGCCAUUCUGGACAUUGCAUCCCUCUCUCGCCCCUUGACCCCCACGAUCCCUGAAAUCUGCCUCCAUAUGUCUCCUUUUAUUCCGAACCCCAUUUAUUCUCUAUAAACCCCAGUGUUUUAAAAAUGUAAUAAAUGACCUGCACCUUCUAUUGAUCCCGUCAGUGAUGCGAAGAGGAGCCCAGAGGGAGUCCAUCCAUCCCAGUGUGUAG
Molecule: messenger RNA, 2835 nt
Organism: Rhinichthys klamathensis goyatoka
Lineage: Eukaryota; Metazoa; Chordata; Actinopteri; Cypriniformes; Leuciscidae
Gene: hif1ab
Product: hypoxia inducible factor 1 subunit alpha b
Exons: 15
Coding region: 291-2612 (773 amino acids)
Biological process (GO): cellular response to hypoxia; regulation of transcription by RNA polymerase II
Cellular component (GO): nucleus
Molecular function (GO): protein dimerization activity; RNA polymerase II transcription regulatory region sequence-specific DNA binding; DNA-binding transcription factor activity, RNA polymerase II-specific
Source: RefSeq, a predicted model, not a curated record